UCUAACAAUUUAUUCUUUCAAAAAAGAAUUAUGAAAGAGUCGUUGAAUGAUAAAGAACAGAAACAACACCACCACCAACAACAAGAGGGAAAGUCAACGUUUUUGCCUUCAUCAACAUCUGCUUUCACCUCUACGAAAGACUUAUUCAAUGAUCAAAAUUAUUUAGAUUUAAUUCAGAAUUUAACAAGGAAUCAUGAUUUCGACAAAUCUACUGUAAAUCCUUCGUUAGCAUCAUGUAAUCAACCAUAUACAGCAUCAUCAAUCAAUUCAAUAUUGUCAUCAUUCAAGUUACCCACACCUAAUCCUCAUUCUCCGCUUCCAUUAAAUAUAUGGUGCACGCCUCGUCCUUUGAAUCAUCUAUUGGAUCAUGAACAACAUUUAUCUGGAGCAUUGAUAUCACCUUCGUUAUCACCACUACUACUACCACCACCAUCAUCAUCAUCGGGAUCGUCGUCAUCUUCAUGUCCGUCACCAUCUUUACAAAAGUAUUUAAAGUAUAUUCGUAGCAUUAGCACGAAUACUUGUCAUAAUAGUACUAGUACUGUCUCUGCUUAUCCAUCGCCAUCUUCAUGUACUUCCAUAUCGAAGUUAUCAUCACCAUUUAUUCAUAAUUCAUCCAAUAUGUUUGCACAGUUCAGUGAAAACAGCAGUCCUACAGAAGACAUUGUCUAUUCAAAGAUGAAUAAUCAGGGCAAGAAUACAUUACCAGUACUAGCAAGGCCACUGCAACAACAACAAGUACAACAAGACGAAGCAAAAUCUGUUCAACUUAUGUGUAAUUAUAAUUUCCCAACAUCGCUGACACGUCAUCCAUCCUUAUCGUCGAUCAAUACAACACCAAAAUCAAGAGAGAAUAAUUAUUUAGCAGAAGACGAAUAUCCUAUUGGUGAACAACACCCCUGUUAUCCUUUUGUAAUAGCUUCAACUGCCAGUCCAACAAAGAAUAAUCAUGAUGACAAUAAAAACGUGAAUACUGCUCAAAAUAUUCUUCAAUUAUCAUCAGUGAAUACUGAUGAAUAUCAGUUAAAAAAACAAAAAAGUUCUUCACGAAAUACAUCAAAUUCCAAUAAGAAAGCGUCGAAAUUAUUACUGUCUAAAAGAAUAAAUAGUGAUGUCGGUAAAAUUAAAAGUAAUAAUAAUAAUAAUAAUAACUGUAUGCUAACAAAAGUCUCCAAUAAACAUAAAACUGACAGUAAUAAUAAUAACAAUAAUAGUACUGAUGGUAAUGGGAGUAGUGCAAGUACAUCUUCUCAACAUAAUAAAAACUCAAAUGGAUCACAUGUUUGCACAGUAUGUUCACGACAAUUUAGUCGUUCAGAUAUGCUUGUACGACAUGCUCAUGUGCAUACAGGACAUAGACCAUUUGAAUGCACAAUAUGUGGUCAAGCAUUUAGUAGAUCUGAUCAUUUGUCUACACAUCAAAGAACUCAUACUGGACAAAGACCAUAUCAAUGUUCAUUGUGUUAUUAUUCAGCAUCUCGACGUGAUAUGAUUACGCGACAUUUAAGAGUGCAUCAAAGACGCGGUCAUAUAAUUCCAACCAGUGAAGGUCAAGGAAGUACAAAAGUACAGUUUACUACAAAAACUUCACAAUCACUUUAGGAUUCUAUGAAGUUGAAAAAAAAACCAAUCUGUCGAAGUUUAUGAAAUUCUUUAGGUUCACGUAAUCCAAGACACUCUAGUCAGCAAUGUAUAUAAAAGUGUGCAUAUUCUUAUACUGUAUAUCUUGAAAAGUGUAUGCAGAUGUUAUUUGUGCAAUUGAGUGUGACAGAAUAUGACAAUCAAACAGUGUUCUCUUCUAUAUUAAUCAGAAAAAAAUACAGAUUAACUCCUAACUGGUUCUCUUUACCUUCAAUCUAUGUGAUGAUCAAGCC
Molecule: messenger RNA, 1874 nt
Organism: Trichobilharzia szidati
Lineage: Eukaryota; Metazoa; Platyhelminthes; Trematoda; Strigeidida; Schistosomatidae
Source: the annotation of a GenBank genome assembly